AUGCUCCUGCCCCAUAAAGCGUGCUGGUUUUGGCGGUUGGAUUUGCUCCUCGCCAUUUCUUCUCACAAGACUUUCAGGAUCAAGCGAUUCCUGGCCAAGAAACAAAAGCAGAAUCGUCCCAUUCCCCAAUGGAUUCGAAUGAAAACUGGUAAUAAAAUCAGGUACAACUCUAAGAGAAGACAUUGGAGAAGAACCAAGCUGGGCCUAUAAGGAGCCUCACAUAUGAAGUGGCACACAUUAUCAGAACAUCACUAGUGUCUGGAACAGCUGCCUGUGUUUGAUGCUCUCUCCUCUUUUCUUGAUCUUUCCUCACUGUAUAGCUCAGCAA
Molecule: messenger RNA, 328 nt
Organism: Mesoplodon densirostris (Blainville's beaked whale)
Lineage: Eukaryota; Metazoa; Chordata; Mammalia; Artiodactyla; Ziphiidae
Product: large ribosomal subunit protein eL39-like
Exons: 2
Coding region: 1-210 (69 amino acids)
Biological process (GO): translation
Cellular component (GO): ribosome; cytosolic large ribosomal subunit
Molecular function (GO): structural constituent of ribosome
Source: RefSeq, a predicted model, not a curated record